Molecule: messenger RNA, 2910 nt
Organism: Lycium ferocissimum
Lineage: Eukaryota; Viridiplantae; Streptophyta; Magnoliopsida; Solanales; Solanaceae
Exons: 8
Coding region: 123-1055 (310 amino acids)
Source: RefSeq, a predicted model, not a curated record
GUUUGAGAAAUAGGCCAACUCGAAACGAUGAAGGUGAGAAUGAUCCUUUGGCCCCGCCAAAAUCCAUAUUCAAUCGACCAGGUCGGGGUUCUAAAACUAUUAAAAGAAGACUCCUAACUGAUAUGGAGAAAAAAUCAGCCACAACACAUGUAUUGUUGAAUUGCCCGGAAGUUCAACCAUAUUAUAAUUUGUUCGUAGGUAGGUAUGGCUAUGCUCCUGUUUAUUCCGAGUUUAGCGAGUGGUUCAAAUGUUAUGUCCAUGAUCCAAAUAAUGGCAUAGCUGACCAAUUUCUGAAAGAUAUAGCUUGGGGACCAGACCCUUAUGUCAAGACAAUGAAAAAAUACAAUGUCAAUGGUUACAAAUUCCGUACUGAAGAAAGCUCCAAGCAUUAUAAAAGCAAUAAUAGCGGAGUCUGGGUUAAAGGGGACACUAACAAUCAGGAUGGAGAUAUUGAUUAUUAUGGUGUGCUCCAAGAGAUUUUAGAACUAGAGUAUCCUGGUUGGCCAUACAAAAAGUUGAUACUUUUUCGUUGUAAGUGGUUUGACCCAACACCAAAAAGCGGUACAAGGAUAGAUCCACAUUACAAAAUUGUUGAAGUUAAGCAUACAAGGCAGUAUGGAAGCUAUGAUCCUUUUGUCAUUGCACAAAAUGUCAAGCAAGUGUAUUAUGCUCCUUAUCCAUUGCGUAGGGAUAAAUCGGAUUGGUGGGUUGUUAUUAAAACAAAGCCUGUGGGUCGUGUGGAAGUCGAGAAUACUUUGAAUGUUGCAUACCAAAAUGACAUAUCGAGUGUUCAAGAAACAGUGGACAGAGAAUUAGAAAAUGAAUUGGAGCAUCCUGACAACAUAUAUGAAGAAAUUGAUCUCGGGGAAGGAACUUCCAUGGCAAAUGAAGAGGAAGAACUAUCUGUUGACGAUGAGUACUCUUCUUAUGAGGAAGAUUCAGCAAACAGUAGCGACACAAGUGAAGAGGAAGAAUUACCUGUUGAAAAUGAAAUAAGCGAGGAGGAAGAAAUAAGCGAGGAGGAAGAAUUACCUGUUCAAUAUUCUUCUUCUUAGUCCCGAGCCCUAAACUCUCAACCCUAAAUGUUCUUUGGACAUGGAUGAAAGCUUGUUUUUCGUUUGCAGAUGGCAUCAGGUGAUAAAAAUGAGCGACAUCAGAUUAAUAGUUCGCGUGGGAAGAGUACCACUAAGAGUAAGGGUGGGAAGAGUACUACUAAAAGUCGAGGGAAAUCAACCGUGUUUACAUCAAGUCCAUCUCAUUCUACAAUUCCACCAUUGCAUCCGCCUUCACAUGGCCCGUCAUCAAAGAGUAAAGGGGAAUCAACCGUGUCUACAUUGAGUCCAUCUCUUUCUUCCAUUCCACCAUUGCAUCCUCCUUCACAGGGGCCGUCAUCAUUUUCACAUUCUUUUUAUGAAAAAGUGUACAUGGAACCCUGUCGAGGAUAAUGUUAUUAGAAGCAAUUUUACAAAGAAGGCGAGUUCUCGAUUGUCAAAUAUUUUUUCUGAAGCUCGAAAUAAGGGUCAAAAGCCUGGCUGGCUUGGGACAGAUUACUGGGAGGAUCUUAAUAAAUACUGGGCUACGCCGGAGUUUCAAAAGAAGAGCGCCCAGACAAAGGCAGCUCGAAAGUCUAAGAAGGGUGGCUCAUUGCACACUUGUGGUUCAGUGUCCAUGGGGACUGCUCGGAGGAAAUUGAAAGUUUCUCUUGGUAGACCACCCACUCGACAUGAGCUAUGGAAGAAGACCCAUAUGAAAAUCGAAGAUGGAAAAGAAGUUUGGGUUGAGCCACGGGCGAGAGGAUACCUAUAAUCGGUAUAAUCAAGCAAUGGAGGAUCUCAUUAGGAAUCAGCCGACUGAUGAUCAAGGCAAUCCAAUCACGCCAUCAGAGGAACAAGCUCUCUCCUGUUGGUUAGACGUGGUUGGUGGUGUAAAUAAGGGAAGAGCAUAUGGCCUUUGCUCCGAGAAGAACUUUCACCGCAUCCAGUGUGGAUUGCAAGGUAUAGGGAGUUCUGCCACUGUGUCAAAUGAGCAGCUCGAGGAGAUGCGAGACGAGCUUCGGGAACUUGCUAGGAAAUAUGAGCAGGAACAGAAUAAAAGAUUGAAGGAGGAGCGACGUAGGAUAGUGCUUGAGUCAGACGUCAAAGAACUCAAGGCCCAAGUGUGUAACCUCAUCAAGUUGCCCCGUUCUCCACCCCCGAGCCCUGAUCAUGAUGAUGGAGAGGAUGAGGAGGAUCAGGAGCAUGGAGAUGAUGAGGAUCAGGAGAAUAGAGAGUAUGGAGAGACUGAAAUGGAGUAUUAGAGCAGAUCUCUAGCACAUGUUUACAACAAUUUUUGGAAUCAGUUGGACAAUCCCAUAUAGCUUAAAAGGAGCAGUUGAAAGUUGGAGCUUAUGGAAAGUGAACAAAACCAUCAACAAGAUCUGGUAAAUGAUACCUGCAUGUGUUUUUUGGUGUUUAUGGAGAGAAGGAACAACAGAUCUUUGAUGGGACUUCAACUCCUAAUUGUUCUCUAAAAUCAAAGUGUUUAGUUAACCUUUUUAGUUGGAGCAAUCUAUCCCCUGUGAAUGAUAUUAUCCCCCUUUUAGAUUUCAUUGGCUCCCACUCAGUGGCUUAGUAGCCUUGAGUCUUUUGCUCAUGGUUUUAAACUCCCAGCUCUUACUAGUUUUCUUUUGUAGUGUCUGGAGUUUUUAGCCUUUUCUUUGUAAAGUUUGCAUCUGCUUGAUGCUUUUGAAUAUGAAUAUAACAACUUAGUUCACCAAAAAAAAAAAAAUUAUUAUUUUUGUUCCAACUUAUGUUACUUUGGCUUGUUUGAAGUUUAGUGGGAUGCUUGUGAUAUAUUUUUGCAUAACGUCGAAGUUGGUUAGAUUCGUACGAUGUUUGUUGGCUUAAUUUUAAUGUAUGAAUUAUUUCGGAG